Messenger RNA from Spathaspora passalidarum NRRL Y-27907, 2541 nucleotides. RefSeq names its product Ist2p (gene IST2). Lineage: Eukaryota; Fungi; Ascomycota; Pichiomycetes; Serinales; Debaryomycetaceae. Bases 1 to 2541 code for a protein of 846 amino acids. The record is from RefSeq and is a predicted model, not a curated record. Gene Ontology annotation, molecular function: chloride channel activity. Gene Ontology annotation, cellular component: cortical endoplasmic reticulum. The transcript has a single exon. Gene Ontology annotation, biological process: chloride transmembrane transport.
AUGACUUUGGCAAUUCAGGAACUCAAUCCUGAUUUCUACUUAUCAAUCGAUUAUCCCCAAGAGAAUGGGAUUCCUACAUCGGCGGCUAAAGCGCAAUUAACCAAAUUGGUUGAAACCUUGUACGCCGAUGGCUUUGCAGCACAAAUUCGUCCUGGUGAUGCUUCUCACUUACUUGUCUUUAUCAAACUUUUAUCCAGUAAAUGUAUUGACGAGAUUGAAAAGGACUUGGUUAAGAGUUUUGAAUUUGGAGUUACUGCCAAGGAUGACGUGUACAGCGCCCGAUUAAGGGUAAUCAACAAGUAUUUGAGAACACGUAAAUCAAUUGGCGGUUGUGGAAUUACUCCCAAUGCUGGUGAAUGGAAGUUUGUCAAUGAUAUUGUCCCAAUAACUUCAGCAUUCGACGAUUCAACCUUAAUUGAAGAUUUAAAAUCAAGUUUUACUGAGCUGCCAGUUUUGACAACCAAUAGAAUCAAGAACCAGUAUGGUAUUAAAAUUGCCCUUUAUUUUGAGUAUUUUAAGUUUUAUAUGCUUUGGUUGGUUUCCCUCUCUGUGAUUGGACUUGUGUCUUACUUCAAAGUGAAGAAAACUUACCUGUUGGCAUAUACUUUGGUUAAUUUGCUCUGGGGUACUUUGUUUAUCACAUUUUGGAAUAGAAAACAAUCCUUUUUAGUCAAUUUUUGGGGUGUUCAAAAUUGUCAUUUGGUUGAAGAACAUUAUUCCGAAUUGGCGGAAUUAAACUCAAGACAUGAACCUAAAAAUGAUCCAGCUCCUCAAGAGAGCAGACGUUAUGUUUUAUUCCUCAAGCAAUUGGCUUUUGUUCCAAUUGCCCUUGGAUUUACUGCAGUUUUGGUUAGUUACCAGUUGAGUUGUUUUGUGAUUGAAAUCUUUUUGACUGAUGUUUAUGACGGUCCAGGCAAAUCUUUAUUGACUUUGUUGCCUACAAUUUUGAUUAGUGUGUUUGUUCCUAUUUUGACUAUUGUUUACAAUUUGGUUAUUGCCCAAGUCAUUAAGUGGGAAAAUCAUGAUAAUUCAUACAGUCGUAAUAACUCAGUAUUGAUUAAGACUUUUGUGUUGAACUUCUUGACUAGUUAUGUUCCACUUAUCAUUACCUCAUUUAUUUAUUUGCCAUUUGCUCACUUGAUUCAACCACAUUUGGGAGACAUUAAAUCGACAAUUAGUACUUAUGUUACCAAGGACAGAUUUUAUUACAAAUAUUUGAUUAUGUUGAAGAAGCAAGAAGAUUUCAAGAUGAACCAAAACAGAUUGAAUGCCCAAUUCUUUUACUUUAUUGUCACCAACCAAGUUAUUCAAUUCAUUCUCAAGUAUUUCCUUCCAUUGAUUCUUGCUAAACUUACAGAUUUAGUUGAGACUAAGUUGCUUAAGAAGGAAAAGUUUGAACCCAAGGACGAACCAACUGAAGCUGUUUGGUUACAUAACAUUCGUUCAUCGUUAAAACGUCCUGUGUAUGAUGUCAAUGACGAUUUCAGAUCUCUUAUUUUGCAGUAUGGGUAUCUUAUCAUGUUUGGUCCCGUGUGGCCCUUGGCUCCUUUAGUUUGUCUUAUUUUCAAUUUGAUUAUUUUCAGAGUUGACCAAUUCAAACUAGCCAAUGCUAAGUAUUUCAAGCCACCUUUACCUAGCAGAUCUGAUUCUAUCCACCCAUGGAACAAGUCCUUGUUCUUUUUAACCUGGGUUGCUUCUGUCAUUUCCCCAGUGGUUACUGCCUUUUAUCGUCAUGGCACCCAGCCACCAAAAACACUCGGACAAUUGGCUUUGAAGAAUGCUAGUGUCAAUGUAUCUUCUUUCCUUAAGCUUAUGUUGUUGAUGUUUACUACUGAACACGGAUUUUUGAUUUUGAGUUAUACCUUGUACAGAUUGUCUGAUUUGUUCAAGAGUGAUAUUGAAUGGCAAAACGAUUUCGGCAGUAACGAUCUUAAAUUAAGACUUGAAUAUUAUAAAGACAAGGAAAAGCCAAAUAUCGUCAUGAUUAAUGAUGUAGGCUGGGAAGGUUUUACCGUUGAAAAUACUUUGGGUCUUGCUGCCCCUAGUGACACUGACGCUGCAAUUGAAAAGAUUGAUACACCCAAGGGAGGAUAUCUGACAUCAGCUCAAGCCAAUAUUACUCAAGCUGCUUCCCGUGUAGAAGAGAAGACCAAGGAAAUCGAACAACUUCCAGACACUGUUCCAGUUCCGGUUCCAGCUGUAGUAGAUGAUAAGGUGGAAGAUAUUAGUACUGAACCUAUUGUUAUUGGAAGUAAGGAAGCAUUGGAUAAAAUCAAGGACUCAACUGAUGAAAUAAUCUCCACAAAGAACUCAGAAGGUGAUUUACAAUAUUCAACUAUUGACAGUAAUGCUCAUGCAGAAGUCACUAAGGUUUUCCCAAGAGAAGAUGUGUCUACCAGUACAUCAUCAAAUCAAGCUCCUAGUAUUACCUCUAGUUCUGAAGUAUCAAGAAGUGAUAGCAUGAACAGUAGCAGCAGAGAUAGUAGAGAUAAGGGCAAGAAAAGAUCAGGAUUAAAGAAGAUUUUCAAAUCUAAGAAGUAA